Messenger RNA from Phyllotreta striolata, 1800 nucleotides. The record is from the annotation of a GenBank genome assembly. Lineage: Eukaryota; Metazoa; Arthropoda; Insecta; Coleoptera; Chrysomelidae.
CCGCAAAUGCGAACAUUGCUACCGGGUAAAUUUGAAUUUUCGCAAGUUCAAGUUCAAUCCGAUAUUUUUUUUAUAUAGCUCGAAGGUAGGAGUACGAUCGUUUAUCACUGUUUUUGAUUCGAACGGUGCAGUGCUCAGAGAAAAAUGGUACUUCUACCACGGAUCGCUAGUGUCUACGUUUCUGCAGGGGCAGCCAGCAUCCUGUUCUUCGUCGUGGGCACGAUAUGCUCCUGGUCAUCACCAGCCAUCCCCAAGCUGCAAAACGCCACCGAAAACCCCUUCGGCAGGGACGUCGCCCCCGACGAGAUCUCCUGGAUAUCCUCCCUGGUGACGCUCGGCGCCAUCUUCGGCCCUUUCCUGUUCGGCUAUUCGGCCGACAAGCUGGGCAGGAAGUACUCCCUGCUAUGCGCCGGCCUGCUCGCCUUAGUGUCCUACGUCCUUAUGGCCGUCGGGACGGCCGUGGAGGUCUACUAUUUAGCCAGAACGUUAGCAGGAUUAAGCGUCGGCGGCACGUUCAUCCUCCUGCCGAUGUACCUGAGCGAGAUAUCCGAGAGCCACAACAGGGGUUUGGUGAAUUGCGCCGCAGGAUGUUCCUGCUGCAUGGGGCUGUUGUUGGCGGUCUGCUUGGGUCCUUACAAACCCAUCGGAUUUUUCAACGCCAUACUGGCCAUACCGGCUCUGGCGUUCCUUAUCGUUUUCGGUAUACUGGGCGUCGAAAGCCCGGUGUACUUCCUUAAAAUCGAGGAGAGCGAUAAAGCCGAAAUGGCGCUGCACCAUCUGGGCAGGACGCCCGAAAUGAUCAAGAAAGAAAUGGCGGAGAUGCAGACGGAGUAUCAAGUGAAAGACGAUCAUUUUAACCCGUUGGACAUUUUCACGUCUAAAAUUUUACUGAAAGGCGUUGUAUCUGCAAUGGGUUUGCUGGUAUUCCAACAAUUAUCAGGAAUAAACGCCUUCACUUUCUACAGCGCGCAGAUUUUCAACGAAGCAGGAACGGACUUGCCCGCUCAUUAUUGCACUAUGAUUUUCAUAUUCGUGCAAUUCGCCAGCAGUUUCAUAGCGGCGUUUUUGGUCGAUAGGUCCGGUCGCAAGGUGUGCCUGCUAAUCUCGGGCAUAGGCAUGGUGCUGACAGAAGGCACCAUCAGCCUCUUCUGCUACAUGAAGGCCAAGCAGUACGACGUGAGCGGCUUGGGCUGGCUGCCGGUGGUGGCCCUGACCACGUUCAUAGUCUUCUUCAACAUCGGCUACGGCCCUCUGCCGUGGAUCAUCAUGGCCGAGAUGUUCUCCACCAAGUACAAGUCCUUCGCCUGCGCCUUCGUCGCUACUGUUACCUGGACGGUGUCCUUCUUGGUCACCAAGUGCUUCCCGCUCGCCAUCAGAGUUCUGGGCAUGGACGUGGUGUUUCUGGCUUGUACGGUUUGCUGCAUGCUGGCCAUAGUGUUCAGCAGCUUUUAUAUAGUCGAGACCAAGGGCAGGAGCUUGCAGGAGAUUCAGCUGAUUUUGAGCAAAUGAGAUGUAGUAUUUGUUUUCGGUGUUUUGUUUGUUUUGAACCAAAUUGCAUAAGCAAUCUGUGAUAUUAACAUUACCUAUUAUUGUAUCAGAUAAAAUCUAGAAUAAUUUAUAUGUGAUAUCGUUAAUUGUAAUGUAGUUGUCGUGACUACUAAAAUCGCGGUAUAAAAUUAUACGCUGUCCUAAAAUAUCGAUUCGAAAUGAUAGCUUAGUUUGUAUAAUUAUGUAAAAUUCCGUCCAAUUAAUUAGAUAUUAGAUCUACAAUAUUAAUAAAUGUUAUGUUUAUGAUUAAUA